AUGUUCAAGUUUGAUUCAAUAAACGAUAGUCUGCGACCCAAGCUUCCUGAGCUGAUAAAGAUUGAUGACAUCACAUCAGGAAAGAUAGAUCCACAACUUAUAUAUAAUGAAAUAGAACGUUUGAAAGCAGAGAUAAAUAUACUAAGAAACGAAAUGUCAAUGUUUCUACAGGCAUUAGCCACAGUACCUGAAUCUAAUUCACCACAAGAAUAUUAUCGCACUACAAUGUCGAGGUUGGAAAUUGUACAACAAAGUAUUCAAGAGUACUGCGAGCGAUAUAACAAGCUUUUGCCAAUCAUAAACUUAGCGCAGAUUAAGCUAGGUCAUGAAGUUGAGGCUCCACCCGUGAACAAGGCUAAACCUAACCAGCCACAACAAAAUAACAAAGUCAAGACUGGGUCCAAAACGCCUUCGUCAACGGAACCUGGUGUUCAAGGACAGAGUGCAAAUCUCAAUCAAUCAUCAACUAAUAAUGGAAAUGGGAAUGCAUCAAAGAAUGUAAAGAAGCCAAUCAAAAGAGGAAGUCAGACGAAUAAAAUUACCGAAGGAACGUCGACACAACCAAUAGUUAUAUAG
This is a messenger RNA of Lodderomyces orthopsilosis Co 90-125, 576 nucleotides long. It is a transcript of the gene MED3, whose product is annotated as Med3p. The transcript has a single exon. The record is from RefSeq and is a predicted model, not a curated record. Lineage: Eukaryota; Fungi; Ascomycota; Pichiomycetes; Serinales; Debaryomycetaceae. Bases 1 to 576 code for a protein of 191 amino acids.